Anneissia japonica is the source of this 4701-nucleotide messenger RNA. RefSeq names its product tubulin-specific chaperone cofactor E-like protein. The transcript has 9 exons. Lineage: Eukaryota; Metazoa; Echinodermata; Crinoidea; Comatulida; Comatulidae. Gene Ontology annotation, cellular component: cytoplasm. The record is from RefSeq and is a predicted model, not a curated record. Gene Ontology annotation, molecular function: protein kinase binding. The coding region runs from base 181 to 1995 and encodes 604 amino acids.
UCUAUUACUACUACAUCAAAACAAAAACAAUACGACGCAAUAGUUUCUCGUUAGACAAAAGACGAGUAUUAUUCUGAGAAGGUGCUAAGUUUGAAUGGAGGUACAGGUCCAACGUAAAUAAACGGGUAGAAAAUUGGCUGUUGAAUUUUUCAAAAAUCCUGGAAUUUCGGGUAGGUUAACAUGGCACAGCAGACAUUUGUAGAGGCAUUGCGUUCAAAAUAUUGUGAUGAUUUUGAGAGCUCGGCAGCCAACGAUUUCGUUGUUGACAUUGUCAUAUUUGGGCCCCGUCCGAAUCGACGGUCUGCGAAAUUGACCAGCCUAGGUCUAGAGGACUGUGAUGAAGACAAUGGUGUGGUAUUAAACGAGCCAGAGUUUAAUUACCUAACAAAUGUGGUAUUAACAAAUUGUCAGAUAAGUAAAUGUGGAUUUCCAGCCAGCAGUGCGCUGGAUAUUUGUCCAAAUGUUGUUGACCUCGACCUCUCGAACAACUUCAUUGAUUGUUGGUCUGAAGUACUCUUGCUUUUAGAUAAUCUACCCAAGUUGGAGUUUCUGAAUCUCAGCUCAAACAGACUUCGAGACAAACAGCGCUGUUUGCAGUCACUUAAACGGUAUCAUGGCAAACUGAAUGCAAUUGUAUUGAACAAUACGGGAGUGCGAUGGCAGGAAGUGGUCAACCUUGCCCACCAUCUACCAGUCCUCAGGGACAUUCAUCUCUGUCUAAAUAACUACCACUCUAUUAACAUUGAGUCCCAUGAACUUGCCAGCUGUUUCCAAGGCUUAGAAUGUAUGAGGCUAAAUCAGAACUACUUUAAGCAGUGGGAUGAAAUUGCAAAACUAAGUGGCAUUAGCUCACUAAAAACACUAAUUCUGUCAGGUAAUCCACUCCAGAACAUUGUCUACAAUUCACAAAGAAAGCUGCAGUCUCCAAGACGACAAACAUCAACAAAUAGCCCCAAAGUUAUUGAACAAAAACAUGGUUUACUAUUCUUGUUGCAAGAGAAAGAUAAUAUGUUGAAUAAUGCUGUGGACUCGGACUCUUGUUACGGAAGUGCUGGUUCCACUUUUGAUGAAAAAGAUUGUGAAAUUGGUCAGCUUGUGGAUGACCUCAUAACCAAAUGUGCUGCUGAUUUUCAAGAAUCGCUGACCCAUCAGUGGUCAAGUCCGGAAACAUGGACCGGGGAGCAAACUUGUCCGAACCACUCCCUAACUCUUGAUAAACCUACAUGUCUGUGCCAACAAACCACAGAUUCAAGGUAUCUACCAAAUACAAUAUUUACUGAGAGUAGCACAGACUCUGAAUUGAAUGAUGGAUUGUCGACUGACUCUACCAAUCAUAAACAGGAUGAGGAGGAGUUUGAGGAGGCCACACCUCCUUUUCAAGGUCUGGAAUCUCUAUGUAUGAGUGAGACGAAGAUAUCUGGUUGGACAGAUUUGGAUGAAGUUGUGAAAUUUCCAAGCUUGUAUUCCUUUAAGAUCAGAAAUGUGCCAUUGGGCAGUGAAUUCACUUCUAUGGAGGACAGAAGGAAAAUAAUUGUUGCCAGCCUUCCAAAUAUCAUGUUACUUAAUGGAAGUGAGGUCAGCUCAGAUGAACAUGAAAGGUCAGAGCGAUUUUAUAUCCGACGUUUCAAUGAUGCAGCUAACCCACCAAGCCGCUAUUACAAGCUCAUUGAGAAACAUGGUAAAGUAAUCCCACCCAAGGAUCUUGAUCUUGCCAAAGGUUUUCAGCAACAUGCAACUCUAUCACUUAUGAUGGAUGAGAAAUGCAUCAAAACUAUUGAAAUCCAAACUAAGGAGUCGGUCGGAAAACUCAAGGACAUUUGUGCAGCUACUCUUAAAAUGCCUAAAAAUGUGAUGCGUCUAUUUCAUGUUUCCAAAAACAACCAAGUCGUAGAUGAAGAUGAUUAUGAAGAGCUUUUCUUGGAAUCCCUCCCUCUAAGCCGGUACAAUAUGGUAGAUGGUGAUGAGAUUCAUAUAGACAUCGAUUUUAACAUCUAGAAGGCAGUAGUUACCCAAGUUAUCAAUUAAUUCAGUCAAUUUGUUCAUUCAAAUUGACUGAAAUUUUUAAAUGAUAAAACAAAUAAAAAAGUACAAUACAUACUCAAAGUAUUGAAAUUCACGCCAUUGUGUUGGGAUUUAAUAUUUUGACAUUAAUUAUGUCAUCAUCAGGAAUGAUCAAUUGAAUAUAAUUAAAUUUAGAGAAAUUUAGUGGCGAAUUCAGGGGGGAAAAAGGGUGCUCUGCCCAACUUCCAGUAGCAGGCAUGAUAUCACUAAGUGUCAAAUCAUUUUGAUAAGAGAUUAAAUUGGCUCUGAAGCUGCCAUUAAGCAUAGUCCCUGGGCCCCCACAAUAGGUAAGGUAACACUCCAAAACAAUGCUCUCUCAACCAUAAAUUCUGCCCCAUUGGACCUUAGGUCCUUGAUUGUUACGCCACCCUUGCGAACAAAUUCUGGAUCCGCCACUGCUGUAGUAGACUAUUUUAUUGAUUGCAAGGGAAUGGAGGCUUGCCAUCCCAAAACCAGAGUAAUUAGCAUAAGAAUGUAUAUGUAUACUUUAGUACAGAGAAGCUGUAAGCUUUUACUCAUAACUUUGGCAACAGUAAGUUGAUUGCAGUAAAUGACCCACCAUUUUAAAGCUUAUAAUGUGGAGAAUAAGAAAAUAAAAAGUAAAUUUUCAUUUUUGGUAACUGAUACUGGUUUUGGAAUGGCAAGCCCCAUGUACUCAAAAUACAACAUCAUUACCAAUUGUACAGGGUAAGAAAUUUAUCGAAAAGCCUGGGAUAAUAAAUAAGAAGCUGGCCCAUAUUAACUAGCCAAUCAUAAAGUUUGUAUCAGUGUAACUCAAAUGUUGGUGCUUUAAAAAAACUAACUAACAGUAAAUUUUAUUAGGAGACAUGUGUACACUUGUUUCCUGGUUUUUAGACAAAAUUGCUUUGUAGAUUUAUUGGCCUGUUCCUAAAAAAUGUUGUUUUUAUUGUGCAAACUUGAUGCAGACAGCUAUUUAUCAAUUCAUAUAGGGUGCAUAUAUAUUUAAUGUUUGACUAUAAAAUACUACAGUACAGUAUUAAAAGUUUUAAUGCAAUAGUCUAAGUUACAUUUCCGACGGUUAAGCCGUUAGGCUUAAAUGCAUAUUCUAUGGGCAGCUAGUGGCUCCAUUUCCAGUUUCUCGGCUGUAUUCGUUUCUCUUAAACACGUACCCCUAUAAAUUCCUUUUUCAUUUUGUUGCUGCGAUAUGCUGUUGUGUACCAACGGAUGGUAGUGUGUACCACUGAAUUUAAAGUUCAGUAAUUAGUCAUGAAUUAAGUAAUGGAUUAAUUAAAUAACCUACUAAACAGAGUUUGUAACACAGUAUUCAUUUUAAGAAUGUUGCAAAAAAGGUUGGUGUGAUGGCAUUAUUUAAUAUUGUAAUAUUAUUUACUUACAUUAGUAUUUUAAAUCAUACACUUAUUUAUAGUGUAUUUAUUAUAUAGUUGUAGAAAUGCAUACUUAAUAUAUAUAUUCAUAUACUUCUGCAAGUCCAAAUACUAUGGUAUCAUAUUCAAUUGCAGAAUUUGUUAUCAAUUUUAUUGCCAUUAUAAGUCUAUCAUUAUUCAUAAUUGUUUUAUUUAGUAGUGAAGAUAGGCCAAGGGUGAGUGUUCGUAUUUCUAUUUGUAUUUCUUGUAUGUUUUAAUGUUUUAUUUAGUAGUGAAUCUAUACCAGAAAGUUUAUUUGGUGUACAAGUACAAGACACGCCCUUCAAUUCGAGACCACUUUGGGAUCUGAAAAUUUGGGGUAGUCUCGGGUUCGGUCUCGAAUAAGAGGGUGCACUGUACUUGUUAUUAAUACUUAUAUAUUAUUGCAAUUUUUUUAAUUAAUUAUUUAGUAGAGAAAAUAAGCCAGUGGGUAAACAUUGACCAUUUCCGAAUGCAAUAUUUUUUGUGGAGAACUAACAGUCAGGAAAAGAAAUGCAUUGCUUGCACAUUAAGGAUUUGAAUAAUUAUUACCUAGUAUUUAUUGUAGUUUCCAUGCAAAGGAAUUACAGAACAGCAAGUUUCUUUGGUCUAACUGCAUGAAAUUAAUUUAUUAUUUAAAUAAUAAUGUCUGUGUUGGAAAUACCUCAGAGUUUAAAAAAAAUGAAGUGCGUAAUUAAAAUGAUAAAAUAAAUUAUCAACAUCCAAAGUGACACAGAUCAAUACAAUUGGAAGCUAAAUCUGCAUUUUACUUUCAAAUAUAAAACAAUUUGAAUAUUAUAUUUUAAUUUCAAUACAGACAGUACAGUAGUUAUUAUAUGUUGGAGUAAUUAAGAAUCAUAAUAUAGAUGUAUUAUUAGUGUCAAUCUCAGAUGUUAAUUUAACAUUCAUCCUUUGUAAAAUCUAAACAUCCUGAGAUUUCCAAGCUAUGAUUGACUGUGAUGUACAGUACAGUAGUCCACAAUCAUGUUCAUAUUUAGAUUCUAUUGGUGAUAAUGAAUUAAUGCAUGUGUGUGCUGUUGAAUAAUUUUAGUCUGUUUUGUGUACACUAACAAAAUUUCAGUUUUUUACUAUCAUGGGUAAAAAGUAUAAUUAAGAAUGCUUAAACAUAGUGAUGCUGCAAGUAUGUUACAUUAGAAGCAGUCUUACAGAAUGUAUUUUUUCAGGGUAAAAUGAGAAUUUAUUUAGGAAUGUAUUUUUAAUGAUCUUUAGAAUACGAGAAGGUGAAGAUGGUUGGAAUAAAACACAAAUUAACAAA